UUACUUUGAUGAAUGCCCAACCAACAUGACCAUGUUAGUCAACAUACCACUAUCUCCAAUAAAGCAAAUUAAAGAAAACAAAAGAGAAGAACAAAGAAAAAGCAAAGCAAAAGGAAACAGAACCCACAAGAAACAGAAAAAAACUAAACUAAGCAUUCUCCUUCUUUAUUUCUUAUUAUCUGGUCCAUUUUUCCUAUCUGAAAUAACCACAGUGCUCUUAGUCCCAUGUAUAGUAAGAGUCUUUUGGACAACGAAAAAUUGGUUCCAGUAAGUGAUCCAAGAAAUUCGGUACCAUAUAUGAGCACUAGGGAUUGUUCUCAAGGAUUUUGCAGUUAUUACUGCCCACAAUGGUGUUACAUAAUUUUCCCUCCACCACCUCAAUUUGACUUCCCUGAUGAUGAAGAUGAUUCUAGUCCUAAUUUCUCUCCUCUAGUUAUCGCGAUCAUCGGAAUUCUUGCUAGUGCUUUCCUAUUAGUUAGCUACUAUACCAUAAUAUCAAAGUAUUGUGGGAAUUCAAGAAGAAGGGAAAGUCAUCAAGAAGAAUCAGAAUUAGAAGAGGAGGAUCAUGACCCGUCUAAUCAUGAGGCAUGGAAUGUUAGUGCUGGUGGUUUAGAUGAAGCACUGAUCAAUUCUAUUACAGUCUUCAAGUACAAGAAAUGUGAUGGAUUAUUGACUGAAAAAACAGAUUGUUCUGUUUGUUUAAGUGAAUUUCAAGAAGAUGAAAGUCUUAGGCUUUUGCCUAAAUGUAGCCAUGCUUUUCAUGUAAUGUGCAUUGAUACAUGGCUUAAAUCUCACUCCAAUUGCCCGUUAUGUCGGGCUCAUAUAACUUUUUCAAAUGCUUCGCCUCCUCCAUUACCUCCUCCGGUAAUGGAAGCUCCGCGAGAAAUUGAAAUAGCUCCACCAAUCCAACCUGAACAUGACAUAGAAUUGGGCAUUAGAGAGGAGGAAACACGAGACGAAGAAGAAAAAGAAGAAGAAGAUGUAACAAACCAAAACCAUAUGAAUCAAGAAGUUAGGAGGAGAUCAUUAUCAAUGGAUUAUGCAUCUCAACGUCGUUUAUCAAUAGCUGAUGUAUUAAGAAUUGAUCACGACGAAUUUCAUGAUUGUGUAACGGGAGAAGAAGAUUGCGAGUUGGAAAGAGAUGUUGGAACAUCAAAACAAAAAAACAAUGGGGAAGAAAUGAGUAAGGGUGGAAUUAGAAACAAUUCACUAGUACAAUAUUGUGUAGCAAGUCCAAUGGUGAUGAAGAGAUCAUUAUCCAGUGGGAGAUUCUUGUUUACCAAAUGUGGGAGAGGACAAAACAUGGCUAUUCCAUUGUCAAAUGUUUGAAUAUAUUUUGUGCCAAUUUUUAGGACGAUUUGUCUAUGCUAUUGAACAAAGAGUUGAUUAAACAUGAUGACUUUGAAAGUU
Molecule: messenger RNA, 1410 nt
Organism: Solanum dulcamara
Lineage: Eukaryota; Viridiplantae; Streptophyta; Magnoliopsida; Solanales; Solanaceae
Product: RING-H2 finger protein ATL52-like
Exons: 2
Coding region: 226-1329 (367 amino acids)
Biological process (GO): protein ubiquitination
Molecular function (GO): transferase activity
Source: RefSeq, a predicted model, not a curated record